Molecule: messenger RNA, 18166 nt
Organism: Pocillopora meandrina
Lineage: Eukaryota; Metazoa; Cnidaria; Anthozoa; Scleractinia; Pocilloporidae
Source: the annotation of a GenBank genome assembly
AAGUAUUCUCCCUCAGAUGGCGGAAGUGUCACAUGGUAUGAACCAACUCCAGUUCAGACGACUUCAAAUCAAGCUGAAGAUCUCAUCCCUGGCAAGUUAGAGGUUUAUGAAGGAUCUCCUGCCAUAUUAAAUUGGAACUACAAUCUGACAGCAAUUCUACUUUCAGUUAUAUUACAAUUUAAUGAUGUUUCUAUAGUUGCCAUUUCAUCAGACGGGAAAGUCGGUCCUGUUAAUCAUAAUUUUCGGGAACGGUUCAGCGUAAAUAUCUCGACUCCACAGAACAUUUCUCUGUCGAUCUCUAAAGUGACUACUGCUGACGAUGAGUCAAAUGGAGAAUUUACCUGUGAGUUGAAUGACUUAAAUGCUGCUAAAUGGAGACGUGCAAUUCAGGUCCAAGUUGUGGGUAAGCUUAAAAGUUUUCCUGACUUUUAGAGAUUCUUAUCAAUAAUAACUAUAAUAAAAUAUAAGCUAGCUUUUGUCCUUUGGGCCUAGAGAAUGUGUAAGUAGACUUUUGGAAGACAAUAAUAAUUCUUUACGUGAAAAACCUCAACAUUCCUUUCAACAAAUUUAUUUAGUUAACUGUGUUUUAUGCUAUGGAUUUUGUUAGGCAUGACACAUUUAAUCCUAGCGGUAGUUUUCAAUAGUAUACUUUACUAUUGUUUAAUUGUUGAGGUUGCUAGGGACUUUCCCGAAGAGCAAAAUAUCCAAUGUAAUGCUCGUAAACCUCUUUUUUUACAUGUGAUGCGAAAUAUUUGAAGGAUAAUAACCACAACAUCCACUAUUUUACACGAAAGCAUGCUACUAGAAAAUUAUGCUAUUAAAUUAUACUAUUAAAUAAUAUUAGAAAAUUAGACUUGUCAGGUUUGAUAUGAUCAUAAUACUUUACACCUUGUAUCGUCAAUUAGUUUUAGCUUUUCCUCAUUUUAUGAAAUGUUAUAUCUAGUCUUUUGAAAAUAGAUUUAAAUCUUAAUUUUAGUCAUAUCAUUUUAGCUAUUUGCAGAUGGUAUUAUCUCAAUUUAGUUCUUUUUUCACUUUUAAUUUCUGUGUUAAAUUACCUCCAAACCUAAGCAGGUGAGAUUGUUCUCGCAAAAGCUAAGUGUAUAUACACAAUAAACUUGACAUGACUUGCUUGCAUAGUUGCCCUUCAAUAUGACCUGUUCCUUUAUAAAGCUCACAGUUUUUUGCAUCUGGGAACAGAUAAUGUCCUCAGACAAAUAUUUGUGAUUGUUUUCAUGCCAAGGAGAGGCUACUAUUUAUAUACAUAUAUUCUGUCACGUGAUGUGUUGAGACCAAUUACUUGCACACAAAUGUGUUGCAAGGAUGAUAAGGAUAAUCAUGUGUGAAUGAUGUGAUCACAAAGUACUAAUAAACUUGACUAAUCCUUCAAAUCUAACAUGUUGCUGUUUUAUUCACAAGACCAAGUUCAAUACUGAAUUAGUUUCAUACAUGUGUAUAUAACCUAUAUUACAAUUAGAUAAAACUACAAAGAGAAUGAUCUAGAAAUGAACUCAAGGCAUAUAUGGUAUAUUUUAUUCAGAGCUGUUGAUCACUUUAUACCGGAGAACUUGCAAUUAAAAUGGCAGAUAAAUGUUGCAAGACAAUAACGAGUAAUCAGAAAGAUCCAAAUUUUUUUUUCGCAGAGGGCAUGAUAAGGAAUCAUACAAUCUGAUUGGCCAAAAACAUUGCCGGAGUCAUUUUAUGGUGACAUGUUAUAAUUUUGCUAAUCACAAUUUGGUGGGCUGAGUCUUUGAAGAAAUUAUUUUUUAAAAGAAUGUUCUUGCAAAUAGCUCUGUUGGGUCUCAAUAUUAAUUUCUAUAGAAUUAUUUCUUGGAAACUGUUGUUAAAAUAAUAAUGCUUUGUUUCAGCUGAGAAAAGAAUUCAGAAAAAUGUUUGAGGGCCACUGAAUUUCUUAAAGAUAUUUAUGUAUAUUAAGCACUUAUGAUGGAUUAUAAUCAAGGGACUGUUCUUGUAUAAUUUGCACAAUCAUAACAUGUGUGAAUUUCAUUUGCAUGCGCGAGGAAAAAUAUUUAAAAAUCUUGUUAACAGUAUUAUCACUUUUCCACGUUGCUUAUGAGUCAACAUCCAAUUUAAUUAUCCUGGAAGUUUAAUUAUGAAUCUUUGAUUGCUCUUAGUUCCAUUAAGUAUAACUGGGAUAGGAGGUAAACCAACUGUUCUUGAAGGCAACAACCUGCAGUUAAUCUGCAAAGUAUCCAGUCGACUAGAAGCAAACGUCUCCUGGACCAAAGAGAAGGCUGGGAACCAAGGGAAUACUCGUGUGGUGCAAGAAGGAAAAGUGCUGAAUGUACCAAACAUCAACCGAACUGCUGCAGGAACAUUUACCUGUAGAGCAUACAAUGGCUUUGGUAAACCAGAGAACCAAACAGUUUAUGUGGAUGUAGUUUGUGAGUAAUUGCAUUGAAAAAUGCAUUGUCUAAAUUUAAACAGAGAUGCACUUUCCAUGUAUUUUCUAUUUUGUAAUUUACUAUGUUGUCAAUUACUUUAAUUUAUUGAUGUUUGGCUAAGUACAUCUGUGCAGGGCUCCAAGCUCAAUUUUUUAAAAAAUCCUUCAAUCAUAAAAUGAUUGCUAUUAAACAAACAAACAAAAUAACUCACAUUGAAGGGAGUGUAUUUCAAGUUGCACUACAUAAGGUAUUUGGUGAGCUGAAUAAAAUGAUUGCAACACUGUUAUUUGCCAACUUGGUAUGUUCACUGACUUUUGCCAAUUAAAAGAUUGUAAAAAUGGUCAAGAGAGUGAGAAUGACGAAACUCUUCUGUCUGGAAGCCGACGAAGACUCAAAUCAUGUUUAAAACUAUUUUGGUCUUGCUCAGCUGAGAAACAUCUCUUGUUAAAAGUGAGCUGAAAUACAUGUGGUGGUUUUUAAAGCCUUUGAUAUUGAAAUAACAUCUUUAAUCACUAGAUAUUUAGCCACCAUACUUUGUACCACAAAAAUUGAAGGUUAGAAGGUUAGAAGAUUAGGUGGUACUGGAGGAUACUUUGGCCUUUCUUGGAACUGGCCCUUUGUCAAGAAUUGACUUUUCUUCACUUUUAAUCUCAUAGUGGUGUAAUUAAUUAGAAUACAUGAUGAUUUAGAUUCACUUGCUUUAGGCUGCAAAGCAUCCCAAAAAUUAGAAAUACCAUCAUAAAUUUUGAAAAUAGAAAUGCUUAUGAAAGCAUAUUUAUGUUUUCAUUGCUUGGAAAUGUAAGUAGUCAGCUAUUGUAUAGAGCUCUUUCUCAAGUUCCUUCCAUGAUAAGAAAGCACCUUGUAUUUCAUUUUCAUUUGGUUACAUAUGAAAUUAAUGUGUCAGAAACUAUAACUACAGGAUAAUUCAUUGAUAAUUCUUCCAAAGAUUGAUAAAUUUUUCACAUUUUUCCCUUCUUUUUUUUUCCUAAAUCUGGUGGUUGCCAAUUGGCAACUUUUGUUGUCGCCAAAUAUAUUUUUCACUCAUUUUUAUAUAUUUUUCACUCAUCAUUGGGACCAAAUUGGGGGUGUUUGCCCACCCCUGUAAAUGUAAACUCCUCUUAAAAUUUAAGAUUAGAUGUUGUGUUAGGAGACCUUAGUGCUCCAUUAUCUGUGUUAACAAAUACAUGUAUGUUAAUUCUGUUGAUGCUGAUUUCAAAAUCUUUAAAAUCCAGUUCAACAUAUCUGGCAAGAUCUCAGCUCAAAGAUUUGAAAUAUAGAUAUGUACAAAUGAGAUGUAUCUUUGUGUGGAUGCUGUUUUUAAUCUGAUUUUUUAUUUUCCAAUUUCAUGUACAGACCCAGCCAAGAUUGUUAAAUUUCAACCUAAGUAUAUUGGUGCUGUACAACAAAGUGUAACUCUUAACUGUGAAGCAGAAGGAAACCCUCCACCUACAUACACUUGGACUCCAUGCAAUGACAUACAACAAGUUUGUGACAAGAAUACUCUUCAUAUUUCACAAGUCUUUGAUGAUGCCAACUAUACCUGCAGAGUGGCCAAUGUACAUGGACUUGAUUCAAAAACUGCCAAUGUUUGUAAGUCACAUGUACAUUGUAGUCAUGCAUCUAACAGCUGUAAUUUCAUACAUGUACCAACAAGACAUUUUGAUUUCCUCAAUGGCACUUGAAAUAUGCACUUGAAUUUGAAAGCAAAAGGUCAGUUUGAUAUGAACAACUGACUUUUCCCUUACAUUGUUUUGCUUCAGUUAUAGGAACAUUCUCAAAAUUUUGCUAGACCUUUUCUCUGGUUCAUGCUCAGAAAAAAUAAUAACAACACAAUUUUUCAUUUGGCAAGCAAUGAACACAAUCCACCAAUAAGAAAUAUGAUGAAAAUUUGAUGAGUGCCCAGGAUCAUGUAAGCUAUGACAGAAACCCCCCCUUGCGAACUGAAUUCCCAUUUUCUGGGAAUUCCUAGGAAUUCUCAAAAAUUCCCAAUUGUGCAAAUUAAAUCUGAUUUAAAAAGCUUGGAAUUACUGGGAAUUUCUUGGAAAGGAAGACUCCAGUUUUGUGAGGACUUGGAAUCCCUAGGAAUUCAUAGGAAUUCUCAGCUUUACAAACUACCUAUAAUUUAAGAAGUGUGGAACUCUUAGGAAUUUCUGGGAAUUGAAUUUGAGGCAAUUUUAAUACCCUGAGGUCCACAUAAAUUCUAAGAAAUUCUCAAUACCUUGAAUGUGAAGGUUUUAACAAAAGGGGUAAUUUCAGAGGCUUAAAACUUUGACUCAAUAAAAGGUAUGCUAUACAAAACUUACCAAGAGAUAUACAUACAUGUAUAUGUUUAUAACUUAAAGAUCAAGAAAUGUAUUAUUCAAACUAAGUUUUAGUAAAUCUUUACAUUAAUAUGGAUUUUCUCAUGAACCAGCUGUCAGUUAUGUUGAAUGGAAAUUGCCAAUUAAUCCAAUGUACUCAUAUCACAGAUUUGCUUUCUAACCUAAAUGGACUCUUGGAUUCCGUGAUCAAAAAAUAUUUUUAAUUGUGAUGCAAAUUAAUGUCUCAUGUUCACUGAUGUGCCAAAAUCAUCAAACAUUCAUUGGCUGUUCCUUGGUACUCAACUUUCACAAUAAUUAACAAUAAUUACAUUGUUAUCUUACUUCCCUAACCCACAGUACUGGUUGCCUUUGUUAGAAAACCUUGGAACAGUCAAGCUCACUUGCCUCAAACACAGUCAGAGACUUUUUGUUGACAAUAUUUUUAGUUGAAAUUUCAUGCCUUAGACAAACAAAUUCAACACCUAAUUAAUCUUUCUUUUUUCAUGAUUGUUGUUGCUGUUUUUUUUCAGUUUUUUGCUCUAUUUUCGUGACUAAUUGCUGGAAUUUGUUUUGCUGUAUUUAUUAUUACAAAACAUUUUUGUAACAGUUCCAAUGCUUGUGGAUCAUCCACACAUUUGGCAUGCAGACAAGACAGAGGUAGUCAAUGUUCCCUUUAAGAAAAAACACCUUUUAAAUGACGACUUCAAUUUACUUUAUUUGAAACUCUGAUCUGAAAAUAUUUGUCAACAAGACUUGUUAGUAGUGAGAAGUACCAACCAAGUUUCCUUUCAUAACUUAAUUUCUUAAAUGUCAUAAUCACUGGAUCUCCCAAAAAAGAUUACAUCUUUUUAUUUUUGGUGCAAAAUACAAGUCCUUCUUUAUAUAACAAUGAAAAGUGCAAGUCACACUUCAAUAAUAACAGCUCUAAAGUUUACUUGUUGUUCUUCUCUGUCUGUCAGCUAUCAACAAAAUUGUUUUAUACUUGAGACAGUGCAUAACUAUUUGUGGACCAGAGUUCCAUCGCACCUCUGUAAUCGCAUAUAGCUACUUCUGUCUCUAGUAAAAAUGUUUCUCCUUUGUAAGACGCACUCUACUCUGUUGUCACUACUGCUUUAAGUUCAGUGGAAACGACUGACUGAGGAAUCGAGAUGGCGGUGUUGGAACGUGUUGCUGAACGCUUGCUACGGUCAAGCUUUGUAGAUUUAGGUACUGGUACACUGGGAUCAUCUAUGUAUCUCUUAUACUUCCUAAUGUGGUAUCCUUCUUUUAUAAAUAUGAGGGUAAAGGACGAUUUGUAGUCGCAUUCAAAACUGUGAUUGGCUUGUGUUAUUUCUCAUCUUUACCAUGAACACAACUCAAGAGAGUUUCGAGUCUUUGUUUCCUCGACAACUUUCGGCCACCAAUCGUGCAUUUGUAAUACGAUCGAUUCUUGUCGAUUAUUUCUACAUAGAGUGAGCUCACAUCAUUAUUUAUAUCACCAAGGUAUCCAUCGUCUAGAAGCAGAGAACUGGUCGGAGAAGUCAGGGUAAAGUUGUGCGCUCCUCUUAACACUGCAAUCGGCAAGCCAGCGGAUUCACUUUGCUGGCCAAUGACAAGUCCUAAAAGAUCCACGUGAUCAUGCCCGUGAUCGGAAACAAAGAAGACUCCAUUUGGCGCUCGUCUUUGAAUGUAAUUUUCAUCGGUUGAUCGUUUUUCUCAACUGUUUUUCUUAAUAUAACAUUUCUAAAGAUAGCUUUUAUUGUGGUUCAAUGGGAAAACGAGAACCGUGUGAGUGUUGUAAAAGAAAAGAAAGUCGUUGGCGCCGUGGAGUUAAAAGAAGGGACAACAGUUGACAUAUCGACUGGUACAAACAAGGGUCGAGUGGCUAUCUGUGAAGCUACGAUCUUGAAAGUUUGUGGUGAGUAAAAAUUGCGAUAUUCGUUACGUGAUCAAAAUCUUAUAAAAGAAUAGAUGUAGCGGGUUGAAUUAAGCUUACAUAACGCUCGGCGCAACUGAAACUAGAAUAAUUCUGAGAAUCGAAUCGGUCACUUGCAUACCGCAGUUUCUUAAGCUUAUGCUUUACCAAUGAAAUAAACCUAUCAGUAAGGUUUCAAGAUUCCUUUAGUCACGUUUGGGAACAUUCAAGAUUCAUAAUAGGAACUGUUAUUAAACAAACCUUAUUACAUAAAGAAGCCCUCCUUGGUAAAAACAAAAUAAUGUAUUCAGCCCUUUUUUAGUAAAAUCUAUGGGAGAGAUGUACUAACUCCAACAUAAAAGUCACUCAAUAUAACAGAGAUUUCUCAAUUUGAGAAUCCAAUGAAUGCCCUUUUCCUCAUAGCCAUCUUAAAGGCCUGGUCUGAGCUUUAAGUAUACAUAUUUAAAUAUAUAUGUUUUUUUCAAAUUCAGAUGUCGUGGAAUCCAGAUACAAAAUGGUCAAGCUUCUUGUAGACAACCUCAUUCAAGGCCAACUCAUUGUGAGCCCAGGAAAAAAAAUACAAACAGCAGCUAAGUUUGCAGUUUAGGAUAACUUCAUUCUAAUUUAUUGUUACAUUUACAACAAGAUUUUAAUCAAAAAAUCAAUUUUAUUUGUCUGUAAUUAACCCCUUCACUCCCAAGAGUGCUUGGUUUUCAAAUAUAAUUUAAGAUAUUGUAUUUUAUGGAAAAGAAUCAACAGAUUUUAUUCACAAUUUGUGUCAAACCAAAUUUAAUGAUUGAUUAGGACUAUUUCAUAUGAAUAGCUGUAAUUGAGGAUUAAUCCGUAUGAAGUUUUCAAGAAAAGAAAAAUAAUUCAAAUUCCAUCCUAAUAUUACCACACAUUGAUGUUAAUAAUUCAUCAAAAAUAUUUUACAUGUAAGCCUUAAUUAAGCUUCUUAAUAAAUUAUCAUUGAAUACUUGAAUUUUAGCUGGGUUUUUUUAAUUUAAAGUAUUUAUUUUAUAUCAUUAGCCUCAAAUUUUUGCUUAAAAUUCCCAGUAAUUCUUAAACAUUCCUAAAAAUUCCCAAAAAUUCUUAGAAAUUCCUAGGAAUUUUUGAGAUUUACAGCUUUUCAGGGAAAGUCAUUGGUUCUCUGAGUUGGAAUUCCUAGGAAUUCCAAGUCCUGUUGGCUAUAAACUUGGAAUUUCUGGGAAUUUUUGGGAAUUUCUGGGAAUUUCUGGGAAUUUCUAAGAAUUUCUAAGAAUUUCUAGGUUUUUGAACCAGAGUUGUUAUGGUUGGGAAUUCCUAGGAAUUCCUAGGAAUUCCCAGUCCGAAUUUACCGUGAAAAUUCACACCUUUAUUCCUAGGAAUUCCUAGGAAUUCCAAAAGCCAUUUCGCAAGGGCCAGUUGCUCUUGAUAAAACCCCUAACUGGAAGCAAUGGAUGUCUCAAUUGUCUCUGAGCCUUUUAAUAGCCUUAAAACGGUCCUAAAGUUUUCAAAAAAUCCAGUUUUUCAAAUGGAAUACCAGUGUAUCAAUAAAAAGGUGGAGUAAAUUGUUUAGUAAUGAUUUUUCUCCUACUUCACAGACAUUGGAGGAAAUGUGAUCAACAUAACUAUUUUCAUCACAAGUGAGAUAUGUAUAGGUGAAAAAUACCAGCAAUCCUUUUUACUGGAGAAAUUCAAAGAACUGGUAAAUUGAUGUACAUGUUACUUUGAUAUUGCUGUCAAAGUUAUUAAAUAAACAUAAUAUUAGUUUACAUUGGAAGGAUUUUAUUUUCUCACAAAUAAACUCUGUGCCUGUGUUGAACUUCUCUUGAUCUGUUAAAUUGCCAGUUAUAGUUGUCACUGUGUGUUAGUUUAACUUCAGGGUCAGAGACUGAUGUGCUAGGUGUAUAAUGAUUAAAAUGAAAUUUGGCUGGUGGAGAAUGUGUGGAGAAUAUUGCAUCUAAUUUUAGUGUUUCUUGAAUUCUUAGAUAGCAUACAGUCUGUCAAAUCUUGAACUUGAAAAGCUUUUCGCAAUCUUGUUAUCAUUCAGUGUUUGCUCUUGGUCUAUAUUUAGGGAAAUAAGAGGCCUGGUGUUUUCUUUCCAAAUUAAAAUAAGAGGCAAGUGAUAAGAAGAAGAACAAUUAUUCAUUGAAGUAGCACUUCACAGACACAACUGAUUAAUACUCAGAGACUGAUUCUUAGUAAAACAGCCAUGUGUCGUCCUCAUUUAUUCUUAUGUAUGAUACAUGUACACUAAAAUGUAUAACAAAUGAUUGAAAUGCUUACUUGCAGCUUGAGGAGGCUUUUGCUGAUAAACUUGGCUAUGAAGGAGUGCAGUUGAUAGGUGUGAGGUAUGGGAAUUAAUGGGAUUUAGAUGAUUGCCAGUUGCUCUUGCUAUCAAAUAUUUAAUUUUAGAAAUGUUAUUGUCUGGUCUUAUGUUAUCUGUUUUCCAUUUCAUGUCACUCUAACCCUUAGUUAAUGUCUGUCCCAAGGUGUGGAAGUAUCGACCUUGCACUGAAAUUCAACUCCACUACAAAGGAACGAGAUGUUAUCAUAACACUUAAUGACAAUGUGAAAGAUGGAAAGCUGGGAGAGUUCAGUGUGCAUUUGUUAAAAGGGAAAAGACCUGAUGUGGAACAAACAAGUGGAGGAACCACAACACCAACUGAUGCUUCCUCUGGAGGUAAGUAUUCAAAACACUUCCUAUAAAAUUUUUGCAAGCUGAUAAAUGAAUGCCCUUGCCAUACAGCUUGAUUGGAAGCAUAUUUUUUGAUGUGAGAAACAUGUUUUUGAAAGUUACAAUAGUUUAUGCAGAAUUGUUACUAUGGUUGGCUCUUACAGAGAUCUGAAAGCUUGGUGUAUAAUAAUAAUGAUCAGUAUGACAACAACAGUUGUAAUAAUACACUUUAUUUUAAUUUACUAAGGUAAACAAGAUUUACAAAAAUCAAUUUUCGUUAAGGCACUAAAAUGAAAACAAAUUAGAAUUAAAAGUUGUCAAAGAAUAUUAUCAUAAAAUCCCUAACUGGCAGGGGUUAGGCCAGUUGGUAACAUUUAUGUUUAAAGUACAGCUAAGGAGUGAACUCAGUCAGGAAAAAUGAGAACAAAUCUGGCAUUGAUUAGCAGGUUGGAGGCUUUGAACCCCGAAACACCAGAUUACAAGACCAGUGUUCUAACUAGUCUGCUACUCUGCCUCCUUAAAAGUAAUUGCCAACAGAAAUUUAAAUGUUAUGGUAAUGCUGGCUGGGGGGAUUCUACAGUACAUGUAUUUGGAAAUCAAUUUCGAUUUUAUUUAUCCUAUGUUGACAUUGAUUUGAAUUUCUUUAUCUUCAUUAAAUGCUGGGUAAUUUACCCCUUAUAAGGAAACCAGGUGCACUCACAGUAGUAUUUGGUGACCUGUCUGUUACAUUGCUGGACCUUGAAAUGAAACAAAAUGGAUGAAAUGUACUUUCCUUUUGUAAGCAGAGCCAAAUUUCAGAAAAAUAUAAAAAUUCUACAAGGCAUUCAUGAUUCCAGACUAACACUAAUCAUUGACAGUAGAUGUGUACUUGCAUCAUUUCAGACAAAAGACCAAACAAAAACUUUUUUUUGGCUAAAAAAGCAAACUGUCUGUUGCUGAAGUGCAUUAGCAGGAGGUAGACAGUGUGCUGAGAAAGCAUAAAAUGGUUAUUGUAUAAUGUGCAUAAUUAUUGGGGAAGGGGCAAUUGUAAAACACCACUGGUAACCUUUUUUAAACAAUACAGUACCGCUCGAAGAUAAGCGAACCACCUAACGCGUUGUCAACGCUUGGGCUCGAAGAAGUCAACGCGUUAGUGCUCUUUCGCUAACGCGUUAGCUAACGCGUUGAUCAUCGACCCGUAUCGCCUUUGUUAUUCACUUUGCCACCUCCAACCUUCUUUCUUUUGUAUCCAUUGUUGACCAACUCAAAGGAUGGCCUUCAUCCGCAACUGAAAACCUUUUUGAAUUUGCAUAAUUUUACUUGUCGGUCAAGGUUUACGUUCUGUUGCUUUUCGCCGGUUUUGAACAAAAUGUAUUCUGCGACAGAUAUCUGAAAAAAAAUAAUAAGGCAAGCUUUCGAAAACUACAGAGCAACUCUAAACAAAAGAACCCAGUCGAACUGAUGCGCUCUCUGCUUCUCGAGUCGAGAAUCGAAAACGCUCAUCGCCAGAAUGUCUGAGCCACGCGAGUCGAUUCUUUCUGCAACCAAAAUUUCAAUCACGAUUUCGUCAAGGGAAACAUCAGGCGGUUUUCAACAAUCCGCGUUAAUCAAGUCAAACAAUCUCCAGUAGCCCAAGCCAAGGCAGAAGGUUUCAUUAUUUAAAGCCUAUCGAUCGAAAUUCGAGUCACGAGUUUUAUUCGUGAACUGCUAGCGAAAAAAACAUACUUAUAGUUUGUCACGCUUUUGUUUACGUUCUGCCGCUUUUCGCCCGGCUUUCAGCCGACUGUAUUGUGUGUGUGAGAACAUACAUUUAUUGUUACUUGCUCCUUACUUAAAAUACAUGCAUGGUUUUUCGCGAUACUCAAAUGUCGGUGAUCUAACUUUUUAACAAUCUCAAAACAAGAGAAAAUUAUUUGUUAUUUCAUGCGUCGUUAAUCCUAUUUACAUCAAACCUAUUCGUGAAAUCUAGGUCCAAAAAACAAAACACGGCGAGAACUAUCGAAAUACACAACACUCAGAGCCAAAUAAAACUACUGGUUACGUUCGGAAAACUUAAUUCCUCUUAGGUAAGUGUCCACUGCUUUCCUGCAGUCUCUCCACUGGAAAUCUCUUCCUUCGGGUGGAGCUGGAUAGAACUUGCAGACUGCAUCCAUGAUAACUUUAACUUUGUCAGGAUUAAGUGGCUGUUUUCCUGCCACCCCUCGCACAUUUCUGCCCCUUAGUUCCUCUGGUUGAAACUGUAUACAACUAUUUUUGAAGUUGAUUGCCAAAGUACCGACAAGUGCCGGGAUGUUUAACGAAUUUCGAGACAAGCGGCGACACGUAAACACAAGAAAUAAUUCAUGGGAUGCGAGUAUUUCGAGGUUGUUUACUAAUUUACCUGGCUAGAAUUUCAUCGCUAGCGACAGCUGUCGAUAUGUUUGUCAAAUUGAAAAGUCAUGCGGCACAUAAACACAGGAUCAAUCUAAAAGGAUAAAUUUGGAUCCGAGAAUUCGAAGUUGUUCGCAAACUUAAUACGGCUAGAAUUUAAUUGAAUUGGUAGCACAAGCGCCGCGACUUGUGAUGAAUUUCGAGACAUGCGGCACGUAGGCAUAAAAUCGAUCGACCAAAAAAAAAAAAAAACAGUUUGGGAUACAGGUGAACGAGAAUUUCGAAAGUAUUCACAAAUUACAGGUUGUAAAAUGAAAUCGCUCGACUCUUAGUUCUUAGAACAGAUCUUUGGAUAACGCUUGUUAUCGGGAAUACACAGACGCCGUGGAGAUGCUAAGGCGAAUGUGACAAAAAAGUCGGCUUUGUUUGGGCCUCUUGUUUUGCAAAAUGGUUUUAAAGUGUGAUCUACUAAUGACCUUCACUAAGUUCAAAACGCCAACGCGUUGGCUCUGCGUGGGGAACGCGUUGAGUGGUUCGCUUAUCUUCGAGCAGUUCUCUAAGUUAAAAUUACCGGUUACAAUUACACUUGAAGCUCAUUUAUGGAUUCAGUUAUCUCGAAAUCCAAAACUCGAUUUACUCUGAUGACCCCAUUGCGGCCAUUACAUUGCCAACUUCUUCUUCAUUUGCUUAAAGGGAGAUUAAUGUCCUUCCAUCCCACUAACAUCGCUAAAAUAGCUUUAGAGCUUACGAGCAGUUUAUUUGAACUACCAACUCGUAUAACAGGUGUAGAUCAUUCACUUAGUGGGAUAUUUAGAACAAAUAUGAACAGCCUCCAAUAAAAAAAUUACAUAGUAAUAUAAAUCACAAGUUCGUGAACAAUAUCAGCCAUCCAGGCAAAGUUUUGGAUUACGAUUGCUCCCUUCUGCUUCUUGUAGCUUGUAAGGAACAAUGGUUCACUAAUAAGGUGUGGUAGAUCUCCUUUUCUUGAAACAUGGAAAUGAAGAAACAGGAUUUGUAGGGAAAGUGUUUCACAUGUUAAUCUCCUUUGUGAAUCUUGACCAAAUUCUAUCAAUUUUAAUAAAAAUCUCUGUAUAUUCAACGUAUAUUCUGCACAAGAUAUCCACAAGUUUACCAUGGAGUCACUUUGAUUUAAUUUCGUGACUACCUUUGGCUUUAAGUUUCACUGUAAUCAUACUCUUAAACCUCCCAAAGCAAAAGAAAACAUAAUCAUAAUUGAAAGUAUAACUUUUUGUAGAGUUGGGUACCCUAACUGUCUGUUCUUAGAACAAGUAUUAAUGACCUGAAUUUUCAAAAAUGUCUACGAAAGAUGUUUUGGUUUGUCUUGCCUCUAAAUAGCUUGCUAACGCGUUGACCAAGGUAGAGACUCGUAUUGGUUUAUAUGGAAGGGUUAUGGGGAGACAAACUGAGGCUUUUUACGAAAGAGAUGGUUGAAACGGCCAGCAAGAGUUCGAAGCAGCACCUUAAGUACGAAUUUUUCCUCUAUUUGAUUCCUGAGCCAAAAAUACAUCUGUUAGUAAAACAAUUAUAACAAAGAAGGCUGACUUUUGCUCUUUUUCUACCCGAGUGUUACAGUUUUCAGUUCUCAAAAAUUUUUUGCUAAUUUUUUUACAAAGAAUAAGACAUUUGACUUAGCAAAAAGUAUAACGUAUAUUCGAAACUGUUGUAGAGAGAACGAAGACAAAUCCUGAGCUGCCUGCGUUGUUGCUCCCUAGCUUCACUCACGAACCGUUGAUAUCUUUACAACAGUGAGAGAAUAGCUGUUAAGUAAGAUCACCUCUACACUUAGUUUCCCAUGCUUUCUUUUAAUCUGUCUGUUUCACCAUGUACAUGUAUGUGUUUAUUCAGUCAUGUUUCUCUUUUAAUUCCUUUUGAAUGCGACUGAACAGUUUGUUUAACAGUAACAUUUUGAAAACCUUAUCGUAGCACUAAGAUGGCAGUCAUUAGACCCUGUGCGAAACAGGGUUGUGCCUCAGUGGGACUUCCAGAACUAAUAUUAACAGUUUCUUAAGGAAACACUAACCACAGUUUUCCUAUGGUUUCAUUGAAAUAUCACCUGUCCAAACGUAGUGAUAGAAAGCGUAGCUUCUUGAUUACUAAUUAUACUUAGCUGUACUUGUCCUGAAUCACUGACGGUUUAUGUCUUGUAGGGAUCGCUUGGUGGAUCAUUUUGAUCAUUGUGUUUGUGGUGGUAAUUCUUCUGGUUUUUCUGGUCAUGUUAUAUAAAUGGAAUAGAAAGCAUCUAAAGGGUGAGUAUUUUCCAUUUAAAUCUAUCUUUUGAACGUAGACCCUUUUUAAUCGCUUUUUGUUUACUCCUACUUACUACAUAUGUUUUUCAUGGUGACCUCAGGCCAGGAAAUGGUCACGGAAAAAUUUCAAAAAUUCUUUUUGGUACAAUUCAUCCAACGUGAAACAUGUUGGGUUGUUAUGAUAUUUUUUAUUCAUUGCACGACAACUGGCUGACAUUGGGUUUCCAAGAAAAUAAAUGCCUUUUUUUCGGAAUUACCAAUUCAUAUACUCAGCAUGCGAUUUGCUGAAAACAAAAUAAACAAAUUCGUGGGGAGGUGGUUGUAAAGUGGGGUUGGAAGCCAUUCUUAGGACCCAUAUUUAUUAGAAUUGUCAAUUGAGUUGGUCGGAAAUUUUACAUUUAUCAGCAAAGUUAGGGAUUUUCAAAAACAUAUAACUGCAAUUGUUAUUGUCCGUUUCUUUUCUUUUUUUGGACGCUACUGUAAGAAGUCCUACCCAAUGGAAGACAACACUCAGAGAUGUAAGUGUUAUUAACUGGCUGUUUUUUCUGUUACUAAGGAGUCAAUUUUGUCUUUGUUUUGUUCAUGGCACUUCGAAUGGUUGCUUGGUUGCUUUGCUUUGCGUGUAUUUUUUCAGUUUUGUUUUCAAUGUCUUUGAAUGAGAAUAAACAUUUUGUUUAACUGAUUCAUUUGAAAAACCGUAUCUCAGAGUUCAAGUAGCAGAGGGUUCCAAUGUAAUGAAGAGUCACUUUACAUUGUAGGGAAGCGGGUUCUGACCAAAACGACAACCAAAAGGCGGGUUCUGAGGCCAAUCAUCCAGCCUCCAAUCACUUAUCAAGCUCCAUGGUAGUGGUAGAUGAAACCAACGAGAAAGUCAGGGUAAGGUCCCGCAAUGAAAGAGCUCUAGUAAACGGAUCUUACCUUUUGAUUGUGACGAGAUCUCGGUAAAGUUUGUUUCAUAACCGAAUGGUCAAAUACAUGUAUAACUUUCUCUGCACAAUAAUUUAUACGUACUCAAGACCGCAUUCCGCUGAUAAAGAAGUUAAAAUGUAAUUCAAAAGUCGAUACUCCAUAAACUGCAAGGAGGAGUGCAGAUUUCUCUUAGAGCGUUUCUGUAUACGAAAAAGGACGUACUAUAAAAAUACUUCCACCGGGCCAUUUACUGUUAUAACAAAGUUCGGAUAUAACGCACGCUAUCAUUGGUUGAAAGAGCGUGCUCUGUGAGAGUAUAGAGCAUAGAGCUGAGCUAAAGCUGUCACGCCAUCUGCCAAAUUGUACUAUGUCCGACCUUUUCCGGGACUUCUUUUAAGCUAUUUUUCCGAUAAUUGAAAGUGAAAUUUCGGAACAAGCGAGCCGGCAAGUAGCAACAGAAGAACCAAACAAAGGUUUGUAAACAUACCAGACGCCGUAAUUUACGUUAUUAAAACGUGAGCAGAUACGAAAAUCCACAAAGGAAAAACAAAAUAGACAUUCCGAGUUUUAAAGAUUUUCACGCCCAGUUAGAUUGCAAGCUUACGUACGGUAAUAAAAAUCAAACACAACUAACACUCGUAUAGUAUAUAGAGUUCAGUGUUCAAAAACAAAACAGAACAAAACAGAAAUGAUGAAAAUAUAAGCAAACUGGCAUAACUGUUAAAAUUCAUACUAAUCAUGACGGUGUCUGAGCGAAUAUGAUCAUGCUGAAGUCCAUCGCGGCUCGCUCAUCAUGGCGAUCUCCUGUCAUCACAGUAAAGCAAGCCUCAGAAACUACAUCAGCCGCCCUUCUUGUGAAAAAAUAAGAGCUUGCUCUGAUAUCCUUUCCGAUGCGUUGGGUGGAAAGUCACAUCAGUCACUGCAGCCGAGUUUUGCGGCGCUGUCAUCCCGGGCGAUCUUCAUGUUCCGGUGAAUUCGCCUGUCGUUCGUUCAAAAAACAAUCGCCUUGAACAGUUUGUUUUCUACCUAGUCAUGUGAAAAAAACUCACGUUUUUUUAUGAGCCAUAAUUCGGCUGAAGUUCACUGAACAUUUCACUUCAAGAUUCUGUAUUAAAGGCUUAAAAACUUCUGGCAUAAGUGUUAAAUUCGAACAGCCAAACUAUUUUAGUUUGUAAACUAUCGCAGAAUGUGAACUUUGAUGGUGUUUGAACUUUGAUGGUUUGACACUUUUGACAGUCCUGUACAGCCAAUCAGAUUAUUUGAGCCAUUCUAACAAGGAUUCUGAUUGGCUUAUUGUGGCGUACUUUAUGAGAGUAUAGAGCAUGCUGACGACACUGUUGUUCGCUUUGGAAAUAAAGUUUGUAAUGAAAAUUGAAAGUAAUGCUUGGGGAAUUUAACGGAUUCCUUAUUAUAUAACAAAUAGAGAAGCCUUGACUGCGCUCUGUUCUGUUAUAAAGCACGCAGGAAGCGGCUAGAGCACUCAAGAAGUGAGAACUCUAGCCGCUUCCUGCGUGCUUUAUAAUAGAAAGGAGCACAAUCAAGGCUUCUCUAUUUGUUAAAUAAAAGGAACGAUAAGGAAAUUUAGGCGGUAAAAUUUUGCAAUCGUCUGAGUUAUUUUCCAUGGAAAUACCAAGGCUUGGUGCCAUUUGUGAGGUUAAAUAAGGCCAAACUUGGUGACGAGCAUUGAUGUUUCAUGUCAGUUAGACAACGUCUGUUACCAUGCCUAAUCCAAACCUUUCUCCGCCACACAAAGAUACCCACCUGUCCAGUCCUCCGCUUUGCUUAGACGGAGGGCUAACGUUCCAAACGUGAGCUUUUCAAAAUUUAGUACGGCGGUUUAUCGACAUAUCAACAUUUGUCCACCACCGUUAAUUUUGAUAACCAGCUAAAAAAAGAGAAGCCAAUUUGGCUUUCCAGCGAAAUGCCGUCAAUUGCCUGUUUCACUAAACUACAACUUGUUUUUCUUUGUCUCACUGACAGAAACGGAAGUCCGGUGAGCUUCGGUGUGCUGGGCCUGAUGAACUGACCGGUCGCGAACAAUGCCACGUGUCAGUGGUAUGGAGUAAAUCGUAGAGGAUGUGUGUAGCUACAGUGCAGUUAAGAGGUAAUCGGCACUAAAUGUACGCGAAAAGCGGGAAUUUUUUUAAACGCACUUUAAAAGCGCGCGUGAAAGAAGCUCAUGAGUAUGUAUGGAGCAGUCUUUUGUGUUACCCUUUGUAUAAUUUUGUAUUACUGAAAAAGUUGCGUUUUAGCUUUUAUUUGGCGUUUUUUUUUCCACAGAUCCCAGCGCUAUUUCACAGGUGGUCUUCCACUCUAUUUUCAAUAUUUACUGUCCAUUUCAUUGUGGUACCACUGAAAACAUCAUCCAAAGUGUUGCGAAUUGCACUAGUGAUUGACAUUUUGUAACCGUGACUUUGCUUAAGGGUUCGACUUCCAGAAUUUUUCUAGUGUCCAUGCUAAUGGCAAUGACACAACCAUAUAAACAGGAAAAACUAUUCUUUGCUAGGUGUCAUCUCAAGGUACGUCUUGUUCCUGUUCCAGUUAAUCAGUUAUGUUAAUCAGUUAUGUUAAUUUCACCUAACUUUGCUGACAAAUGAAUGCAGACGAUUCAAGUUUUGCUGCUAGCCGCCAGCUGUAAACUUUUACGACAGCGACUUCAUUGAACUUGAUCUUCCCUGAUCUUGUUCGCUUUAUAAAGAGGUACCCAGCGGGUCAAAAAACUUUUUCCUUUUCAUCCACAAUGCAGGCAAGCCAUUUCAAAAGUCAGGAAAUGCAGGCAAGCCAUUUCAAAAAUCAUUUCGGAAGCCUUCUUUUGUUAUAAAUUUAACACAUCAUUCAAAGUUAGAAAAGGGUAAAACAAAAGACUGCUUCAUACAUGCUAAUGAGCUUCUUUCGUGCGCGUUUUUUUUAAUGCGUUUUUUUAAAUGUCUCUCGCGUGCAUUUAGGGCCAAGUAGCUCUAAGCUUUACAAUAUAUAUGAUAUUGUUCUGUAAGUGCCCGUUUAUUCAGGUGCAAUCAAAAACUGCUGAACUAAUCUGUCGUAAGGAAAAACAUAAUGCUUAGAUUUAGAUUUGUUGCCAAAAGUGUGAGAGGAUUCAAAUAUUGUGGUAUAUCAUCGCCGGUCAGAUGCACCACCAUAAAGCUACAGGAUAGUCGUAGUUCACAUUAUCUUAUUCCUUUCGAUACCACGUCCUUUUCGUAAAAGAAAGAAAGAAAUGCCCGGAAACAAUUUAGUCUUUUUUGUCGAGUAGCUGUGUUCAUUGCUCAAAUUGAAAACCUUUGAUUCUUCGGGAAUGUUUAUAAUUUUAGUGCAUAGGAGAUCAAGAACCGCAAGAAUACAGGAGAACCAUAAACUUAGCGAUGUUGCUCUCAACUUGAUAAUCCUAU